ACAGACAAGUGUACAUAUGUAGCUCUAUAACAGCUGACUGUGGUUAAGUGCGCGCACACACACACACAUUCACAUUUGAGAGAAACAUCAGACAGACAUGAUACAGCAGUGAAUAAACUUCUGUCAGUGAGAAAGAAGAAGCCUCGGCCAGGAGGCUGCUUCAGCCAUGGCCGACCCUUCAACAUCCCCGCCUGAGGAUCUCAACAAACUCAGUUUCUGGAUGCCAGGAAAUUAUGAGCGAACAGUUCGGAGAACAUCAGAGUCGUACCAAGCAUGUAAGGACAUCAUAGCGUGUAUGAAGGACCGGGCUCAAGUGGAGCAACAGUACGCCCGACAACUGACCGAGUGGAGCAAGAAAUGGAAGUCGGUCACUGACAGCAGGCCGCUUUAUGGGUCGCUCAUGCGAGCGUGGCAGUGCUUUUUCUCAUCCACCGAGCGUCUGUCCACCCUCCACACAUCCAUCGCCCAGUCUCUGGUGAAAGACGAUGGAGAACGCAUUCGCUCUUGGCAGAAGGAGACAUUUCCACGAAAAAUGUUCUGUGGUUUCAAAGAGUCACAUGACCUUGGGACGGCUUUUUCACGUGCUCAGAAACCCUGGGUGAAAAGAUUAAAAAAGCUGGACAAGGCUCGUGCGGUUUAUAAUAAAGCAAGCCAGAGAGAACUACAAGCUCAAGAGAAAGAGAAUCAAGCCAAGCGCAAUGCCAAUCUUAGCGAAAGCAAACUGUCCAAGAUUCAGCAGAAGAAAGAGAAAGCAACGCAAGAACGCAACAAAGCACGUGACCGCUAUGAGAAAGUAUUGGAGGACGUUACUGGUUUUGCACCACGAUACAUGGAGGAAAUGGAGUCUGUGUUCGACCAAUCACAGGAGGAGGAGAGAAAGAGAAUCAGCUUCCUAAAACAAACCUUCCUGUCCAUACACAGACACCUCGAUAUCACAAACAACGAGAGUAUAAAAACUGUUUAUGGUGAACUCCAUCACACGCUCAUGUCCAUCAGUGAGCAAGAUGACCUGCGCUGGUGGAAAAACAACCAGGGGCCGGGAAUGCCCACCGACUGGCCUAAACUAGAGGAAUGGAUUCCUCCAGUUAAAAAGCAGAAGCCAAAGAAAAAAGACAAACCACAGAGAGCAACAGAUGAUAAGGCGGUCAUGAUCGGAGGCGUGCGUGUCCGAGCGCUGUAUAAUUACGUUGGAGCAGAAGAGGAUGAAUUGUCCUUCAGAGCAGGUGAAGAAUUUCUAAAGGUUGAGGAUGAAGAUGAUCAGGGUUGGUGCUGGGGGGUGAAGGAGGGCGGUGUUGAAGGAUAUUAUCCAGCCAAUUAUGUGCUGCCUGUGCAGUGAUGAUGCACAACAGAGUGAUUAUUUACUGAUAUUAUAUACAGUGCCACUAAAAAAUAUUUAGACAUUUAAGUCACAUUUAACCCCUUAACUGGCACCCAUCUCCUUUUAUGAGUGAGGGGGAGUGAUGUUCACAUUUAAAUCUGUAUAACGCUGGGAUUAUUAAGUCUAGAAGCCUUUUGGUCUCUUUUUAAAGAAGACAUUUGAAAGUUUUUCACUUAAGUGUCUAAAGUUGUUAAUAUUAAUUUUUAAAUAUUAGAUAUAGCAGUUUAAGUUUAUUUUAAUAAACCAAAAAAUGUUAAAACUAAAUAAAGCCAUAAGUCACCUAGUUUUAUCAAAAUUUCAAGUUAAAAGUUUUUGUGACAAGUUUUUGGUAGAUUUACCAACAACGGCCACUAGGUGCCAUUAGUUUGUUGUUACUCUUGUCACAAAUUUAUACAUUAAUGUCAAUGCAUAAUAAUUUGUGCAAAAAGGUUUUGAAAUAUGAAAACUGCAUUCUUAGAGAUUUCUGAUGAUAUAUAGUUUUUUUUCAAAAUUAUUUUAGUUUUAGAAUAGGCUAUCGGUAAUAGUUAAGUUAACAAUUUGGGCUCACCUUAAAAUAAUAAAGCAAAUAAAUGAGCUUUGGUCAGAAAGCUUUGUAUAUUUCUUUGCUAUUUUUGCAAUAAAUUGCAAGGGGAUUUUUGUAGAGGACAGACAAAAAUAGUAUAGAUAAGAUAUAUAGGAUAGUUUUAAAAGGAAGACAGAUCAAGUGUAAUUCACUACGUAAACUAUUGAUGUGUUUUGCUAACAUUUGACAAACAGAGGAAUACAUUUUUUGUCAUUUUUGUUUAUAACCUAACAAACUUUAUUUAGUAAAAUAUUCUUCUUGAAAAGUGUGCAUGUGCUUACUUUUAAAAAAAUGUCAUUUAUUUUGAUAUUUUGUUAUCUAAUGCAAUACAUUUAUGUGUGACUUAAGUGUCCAAAUAUUUCUGAGGUCGUGCUCCUCUGAAACAAACUAUAACCAGUGUCAGCAGACCAAAACACAAUAAAAUAUCAUUUCUCUUUAA
This is a messenger RNA of Paramisgurnus dabryanus, 2379 nucleotides long. RefSeq names its product protein kinase C and casein kinase substrate in neurons protein 3. Gene Ontology annotation, molecular function: phospholipid binding; protein binding. Gene Ontology annotation, cellular component: cytoplasm; plasma membrane; endosome. The record is from RefSeq and is a predicted model, not a curated record. Gene Ontology annotation, biological process: plasma membrane tubulation; regulation of endocytosis; cytoskeleton organization. NCBI's taxonomy places the organism in Eukaryota, Metazoa, Chordata, Actinopteri, Cypriniformes, Cobitidae.